AUGGUCAAGGUGACGACGCUGUUUCUCGGGGCCUUUUUCACGUUUAUUGUUGUGCCGGGAUACGUCAAGGCCGAGAAGCCAGAAUGGGAGACGUUAGGGGUUGCCCUCUGCGGUCUCAUUCCUUUAUUCUUCGUGGCAUACACCACAUCUCCCUUCGUCUCACACAUUUACAUCCAUCUACCUCCCGUCGCCCGCACUAGUCGCCCAGUCCUCGAGCGCUUCAUCCACGCCUUGCCCCCUUCCACCGAGCUCACCCUCACCACCAUGAGCGCCAUUGCGAAGCCUCGCUACAGCACCAUGCAGGUAGGCCACUUGCGGCCGGCAAAGCGACGCUUCGGCAUCGUCAACCAUGUGCGAGACGCCGAGGGCGCCAUUGCGGAGAACGAGACGAGGAAGUGGUACAACUUGCGAGCCAUGACCAAGUUUGGCGUGCAGGAGGCUGGCGUGGAGAAGAAGAAGCCCAAGGGGAAGAAGGGGAAGGACUUGACCGAGGCGUGGAUCUGGGAUGCCGUUAAGAGUAAGAUUGAGAAGAGGGCCGUGGCAGAGAAGGUGGCAUGA
Molecule: messenger RNA, 558 nt
Organism: Trichoderma aggressivum f. europaeum
Lineage: Eukaryota; Fungi; Ascomycota; Sordariomycetes; Hypocreales; Hypocreaceae
Exons: 2
Coding region: 1-558 (185 amino acids)
Source: RefSeq, a predicted model, not a curated record